GACUGCCUCAUCCUCCUCGAGCCCACCAUUGCCUAUGUCACUGUGUUCUACCUCAGCCAUGGCGACCUCAGCGUGCUCUACGUCUUCCUCCUGCGCUUCGUCUUCCUCGUGGACACCCACAUCGGUGAAUACGCAGCAAAACCAGGUGGGCCCGCAGAGCUUCUACCCCUCCUGGACUGCCUGGGAACCAACAUCCUCAAGUGA
Molecule: messenger RNA, 204 nt
Organism: Symbiodinium necroappetens
Lineage: Eukaryota; Dinophyceae; Suessiales; Symbiodiniaceae
Source: the annotation of a GenBank genome assembly